AUGACAUUUCUGGUUUGGUGUCGAAAAUAUUUGUUGGAAGGUCAGAAGCUGGACGAGAAAUAUUCGGAGAAAUUGGCGCAUUUUCCCGAGAAUCCGACGAUUUCCGAUUAUUUGCUGAUUAAAUAUCGGAAAUUUGUGGCUGUGUUGAUUCCGUUGUGUUUGGUUCAGGUGAGGAGUUUUUUGCUUUGCUUUGUAUUAAAAUUGGGAAUUUUUUGACACCAAAUAAGCCUGGGGUACUGUGGGGGGUUUUGGCGCGAAAAUUUUGAAUUUUAAAAAUUUCAAAUUGGUAAAACUUUUUGUCUAUCAUUCAAAAAUUUAUUAAAAAUUCUAAAGUAAAUUUUAAUUUCAAAAAAUUUUGAAACAGUGAAAAAAUUUUCUUCACAGGAAUUUCGUAUUCAAAAGUUUGUUGAGAAAUUGAUGCUUCAAAAAAAAUAUAAAAGAUUUUCUAAAAUUAUUUCGUUUUUCCUAGAAAACUGAAUCUCAUUUUUUUUCAAAUAAACUCAGAAAACCCAAAAAAUUUUUAUGAAAAAUGUACUGUUUCAAAAAUUCUUUAAAAUCAAUUUGUAAAAGACUACUUCAUUAUUUUGGCAAAUGCAGUAUGUUUGAAGUCAGAAACAGUGAAUUUUCAAUUUUAAAAUUCACUGUUUCAGAUUUUUUAAAUAUUUUCUUUGUUAUGAAAUAUUUCUCAAAACAAAAAUUUUGAAAAUAAAAUGUGAUAAAAAAUUUUCAAUAGAAAAUUUCACUGUUUCAAAUUUUAUUGAAAUCAUUGAUUUCAAAUCAAAAUGUUAAUGAUUUGUUUUAUGUGCCAUCUGACAAUGAAAUCUGAAAAAAAAAGCUGAUAUGCAUAUUUAUUUUCCCAAAACCAUCAUCCCGUUAUUUUCAGUCAAUCUGGUGGUCAUGCGCAAUAAAUUUCAAUCUUUUCCCAUUAUAUUUGGAUUAUUGGCAUAUGCCUGUCACAAUGCUUUUGGGUUCUUUAAUUGCUGGAAUGACUGCCGAAGGAGCAUCUGCUGUCUCAUUUCCAGUUAUGACACUGAUUUUGCAUUUAUCACCGAUGAUUGCCAGGGAUUUUGCAUUGAUGAUUCAGAGUGUUGGUGGGUUUUUUGUUUGAAAACAAAUUAAUUUUUCAACAAAAAAAAUACGUUUCAAUGUUUUUGCAUUGGACAAGUAAUUUGUUAUGUAAAAAAAAUACGGUUGAAAAAAAUCAAAUCUCAAAAUUUUAGUGAGAAAAAUUCACUGUUUCAAAAAUGUUUGAUUCAGAAAAAAUCCUGAAAAUGAAGAUUCCGUUAGAAACUCUUUGAAUCUAAAAAUUUAACUGAUAAAAAAAGUUGACUAUUGGAAGUUAUUUGAUGAGAUUAUUGAAGAGAUUUCGCUCAAAACAUCAAAAAUUUUAAAUCAGAAAUUCCACUGUUUUAAAUUUAAAAAAAUUACUUGGAAAAAUAUUACUGUUUCAAAAAUGUGUUGGAUUUUUGAAGGUUGAAAAAAAGUGUUCAAAGAAAAUAAAUUUUCUUAAAAAAAUGUACUGUUUCAAAAAUUUUCGAAAAGUAUUUUUAAAUCUCCGAAGGUCAUUAAAUAAGCAAAUGUUGGUCUAGAACUCAGAAACUAGGUUGAAAAGGAGCUUUCAGAGCUCCAAAAAUAUGUCUGAAAGCUUUGAGGCAUCGAGAACUAGGUCUAGAACAAUCUGGUUGCAAUCUAGUAGCCCAUAUCCAAAAAUCUACUGUUUCAAAAUUUUGUUAAAACUUGAAUUAUUUUACUUUUGAAGUUGCAUGGCCAUUCUCUGCAAAUUCCCACCAAAUUUGGUUUUUUGGUCAGCAAAAACCUGUUUAUUAGCAUAAUUUUCUUCACUUUUUCAAUAAGCCUAAUUAUAUGAAUUUAUCACUGUUUCAAUCUAUGUAGAAAUUCAUAAUUUCAUCCCUUGAAAAACAUUUAUUUAUUUCUAAAAUUGUCUAAAUGUCGCUGAAAAAUUGGAUUGGAAAAUAUAUAUUCGAGGGUCAGGUUUUGUCAAAACCUCUCAAAAAUAUGCCAGAAAAUCCCACGAUUUCCGAUUAUUUUUUGAUAAAAUAUCGAAAAUUCGUGGCGGUUUUGAUUCCGUUUCUAUUGGUUCAGGUGGGGAUUUUUUGCUCUAAAAAUUUGAAAAUUAAAAAAAAAAAUUUCUAGUCAAUUUGGUGGUCCUCAGCUAUUCGCUAUAAUAUUUUUCCACUUUUUAUUGAUUAUUGGCAUAUGCCAAUCACAAUGAUAUUCGGGGCUUUAAUUGCUGGAAUGACUGCUGAAGGAGCGGCUGCUGUCUCAUUUCCAGUUAUGACUUUAAUUCUCAAAUUGACACCUGAAAUUGCUAGGGAUUUUUCAUUGAUGACACAGUCUAUUGGUAAGAAAUUGGAGGGGUUUUCUUGAUGUACUUCACGUUAGUCAGCAGAAAAAUCGAGAAUCUUCAAAAUUAGAAAAUAACUUGAAACAGUAGAUUUUGGAACAGAUAAGUAUUUAUUCAUUUUUAGAGUUCCCAAAAUAUUCCCAAAUUUUGACGAAAAUUUGAAACAGUGAAUUUUUUGGGAUAACAAUUUGAGAGGUUUUUUUCUACCUUUUUUAAUAAAAUCCCGAUUGGGUGGUUAAAUUUUAAAAUCGCAAUCAUCCAAUAAUCUCAUAAAAGUCCAAUUCUUAUCAAAUUUUUUUGAAACAGUAUAUUUUUUGAAAAAAAUGUGAAACAGUGGAAUUUUUAGAUUUUUUCAGCCAAUUUAUUUUGAAACGUAGAUUUUUCUUGAAAAAUCUUCAAUCUUUCAAAAUUUUCGUUGAGUUUGUUUUUUUGAGUUCAAAAAUUAAUACCCCCGUUUUGCACUCAGUACACCGUGUUCUGUGUCUGGGGUUUUUUUUGGUUUAAUCGUUUUGUUUGGGUAAUAAUCCGCAGAUUUCUCUUUGAUCUAUGAAUUGUUUGAAACAAAAAGUGAAAAUGAGAUUUGUGUUGCAAUUUUGAGUAAGGGGACUUUUUGGGGAAUUAGCAUUAGAAGCUUUCGAAAUAUCAAUCAGACAGAUUUUUAAUUGAAAGAUUACAAAAUGUUGAAACAGUUAAUUUUCUAGAACAAAAAUAAAGUUACAUUUGAAAACUAAAUUUUUGAAACAGUAAUUGUUUCUAGAAACAUAACACCAAAAAUGCAAUCAAUAUCUCAAGAUUUCGAAAAUUUUGUAACUAAAUUGAAACAGUGAUUUUUUCAAGUUGAUAAAUUUUUUAGCAGUACCAGUAUAUAUCAAAAUAUUAUUUUACCGUGAAAAUUAGUAGAAAUUUUUGAAACCGUGAUUUUUUGGAGACUUUUCUUGUUGAUUUUAAUAUUCAUCCUUUUAUGAAUAGGCUUUUUCAGAUCGUCAAAAAUAUAUACAACUUGAAACAGUAAAUUUUCUUAUAAAAACAUUUUGCGAAAAUCUUGAAAUCAUGCAUAUUUUAACAACUGUAUUUAGUCAUCCGAAAAAUAUAUAAAUAUUGAAACAGUGAAAAUUAACUUGGAUAAAUUAUGACUGUGCAAUAUUUUCUGUUGAAAUUUUUUGAAUCUCAUAAUUUUUUUGAAACAGUAAAAUUAUAUUAGAAAAAGUGAUAGAAUAAUAAUAUCAUCAAAGUUUAUGUUUAUCAUAUUUAAUUUGGGAGAAUUUCGAAGCAGUGAAAAUUAUUUUGAAUUUUUUUUGGAUAAUAAAGUCAGUCAAUCUCCCUCCAAACGCCCUCAGAAUAUUAUGAAAUUUUCGAAACAGUGAAUUUUUUUAAUUGAACAUUUUUUUAAUCAUUAAACAUUAAUCCAGAAACAUUCCGAAAUCUCAUACAAAAUUUUUGAAACAGUAAUUUUUUUGUUGUUGCAGGAAUGACAUCUUCUCUGGUUUGUGUGAUUUUCAUGAAAGUCAAAUUUGAAGCUCGCGCUGUGGUUUUUGGAAUUAUUGGAGCAUUUCCAGGAUUCGUUUUUGGAAUUUAUUGUGUGAGUUUUUAUUCAAAAAAUUGUUGCUCCAAGAUGAAUUUCCUCCAAAAAAUGCACAUUUUUUUCCAGUUUGACCCACUUUUCACCGGCUCCCAAAAGAAAAUGAUGUUUGUCUCAAUCUGGACCGCUUUCGCAUUCGCUUUGGCCCUUUUAAAUUCACAGAAAAAACGAUCGACGUUCAUGGAAAUCCAGGAAUUUGGCGCCACAAAAAUUGUGAUUCUAAUGUUUGUUGGUUUUAUUGGCGGAGUUUUCGACUCGUUUGCCGGAAGUGGAAUUGAUAUUUGUAUAUUCUCGGUGAUUACACUGUAUUUUAGAGUUAGUGAGAAGAUUGCCACACCGACUACGAUGAUUUUGAAAGGUGGGCGGGGUUUUUUUGGAGGGGAAUUUUGCAAACCUCACCCAAGAACCUGGAGAUGUGGGUAAAAAAUUGCCCACCUAGUAAAAAAAUUUUGCCCACCCAGGUUUUUCGAAAAAAAAUUGCCCACCUGGAAUUCCAGGUCUUGGGUGAGGUUUGGGAAUUUUGAUGCGGAAAUCUUGGUCUUAAUAUAGUUUUGUGAAAUUUUCCCGAAAUUUAUACUUUUUGAAACAGUGAACAUUUUUAAUACAAAAAAAUUUCAACAAAUUGGAAAGAAGAAUUGAAUUUUGUUCUGAAACAGUGAAAUUAUUGAAGAAAAAAAUUUUCUGGGUGGUUUACUGGCAAUAAGCCUAAGCUUAAAGAAAAUUUAUAAAUUCCAAAAAUAUAGAGAAAAUAAUACUAAAAUAGAUUUGCUUCUUCUGAAAAUGAGGAAAUUUUGAAACAGUAAAAAAUGAAACCCAAAAAAAAAAAAUCCAAAUUUUCUGUUCAUUUCCAGGUGUCGUCUCAUUAUUCGGUUUCUAUUAUCGUGCAGUUCUACAGGGUGACAUCUCUCCAAUUUCAUGGAACUAUUUCAUUUGUUGUGUUCCUGUUGCUUCUUUGAUGGCACCGUUGGGCAGUUUUUUGGGAUCGCAUUUGCAUCGACAAAUUGUUGCCGGACUGAUUUAUGUGCUGGAGGUUUUGUCGCUCAUCGGAUUUUAUUUGACAAAUCCAGGAUGGCCACUUUUGAUUGCGUCUGGUGAGUUUUGGGGGGGGGGGGGGUGGGGUGAGUGCGAAAAUUCCACGUGGGAAAUUAAAAUUUAAAAAUUAUAUAUUUUGGCGCCAAAAAUACCCGCUGGAAAGUUCGAAUUUUCUUCAGAAAAUGCAUGUUUUAGUUAGAGCGCACUUGCUCAAUUUUCUCUCUUUUUUCUCUCUUGAAAACUACACGAUUUUAUCACAAAAAAAGUCAGCUAAAAAUUUGAAUUUUCUUGAAAAACGCCGUGUGUUCGUUAGAGCGCACUUGCUCAAUUUCAACGUUUUUCUCAUUUUUUUCCUGCAUAUCAUUGCAUAUGAUUUCAACAAAAUUGUACGUCUUACUACAAAAAGCACAUUUUCGUCAUCAAAAAGUGUAUAUGUUGUCCUUUUUUUUCCAGGCGUGAUAAUCGCAUUUGGUUUCGCAUUUUUCUACAUAAUCUCAAAACUUGGCGAAAAACAAAUGGCUCAAAUUGAAGAACGCCAAAAACCACAAAAAAUUGCCACAAUUUCGAAUCAAGUUUGA
Caenorhabditis angaria is the source of this 5554-nucleotide messenger RNA. Lineage: Eukaryota; Metazoa; Nematoda; Chromadorea; Rhabditida; Rhabditidae. The record is from the annotation of a GenBank genome assembly.